GUCGAAUUGUUCGGUUUCCCUCACUAAACUUUGUGAAUGUAUGAGGAUCUGAGAGUUUGUUAUAGAUGCAGAUUUAUUGAUAUUUGACUACGUAUCUAUUGUGUAUACUGCAGCGUCUAUCUUGAGAGAUGAUUUCUCUGGGAGGCGUACCUUUUAAUUCAUCUGACAUUCUCGAAGAUUACCCAAGCAACGGAUGUAACGCAGCAAAAUCGCCAACACUCAUAGUGAUGAAAGAAGGUGAAAACAAGGUGGCCGUUCUUGAAGAAAGCAUAGAAUAUCUGUGUAAACAACAUGCGUUUGUACUGAAUGGACUAUACGAAGAAAUAGAAAAUCUGAGAAGAGCAAACAAAGGUAGCACUAUUCAGGAUAGCUUAUACCCCAAAAUCAGAUCUUCAGUUUCGCCUAGUAAUGUGCUGUUGUGUGAAAAAAGGAGGGAAGCAAAAUGACAGAGGUAUUUAUGCUUUGCUACUAUAUCUCAGUUUUGCACCUUUCAGCCGAGCCAACUACUUGUUCACGUACCGCCGAAGACUUGGCCAGCGAAGUGAUUGAGUUAAGGCAACAAUUAGAGAAGGAACGUUUGAGGAAUAAGACCCUUGUACAUCAGUUGGAAACUCUGCGGAUGGCACGUUCCGUGGUUUCAGAGACCAACAGAACUCUCCCCAAAACUGCGCCCUCGAAGAGCGUAAAGGUUCCAGUCAACGAGGUAUUCACCAGUGGAAAACUUGAAAUGCAAACUAUUAAUCCGAAAAAGCCAGCCCAGAAGCAAGAAAAACGACAAAUAGAGGGCUCAGACACAUCAAAUCGACUCUCUCAACCCAUUCAUGCAAGGACAGAUACUGGGCCGAGCAUUCUCUCUCCAGAAUUAAAUCCUGAUUCUUCUUCUUCUGCUAUACUGUUGACUCCUAAGACUUCAAUCAAGGCCACGGAAGGUUUUUGGGUCAGACCUUCAGUGGCAAGCUUACAAAACAAACUCUGGCAAACAGGAAGAACGAGUCCCCAUAGCUCCCAUCUUCCAGGAACUAGAAUCAUUCCUGUCAAACUGCCAGUGCUCCGCACUUCCGAUCCAAUGGCGCAGCAGGUGGAAGAGGUUCCAGGACAGGAACUGUUGACGCCGACUCUACAUCCUAUUGAAAUACAUAAAGAGGGAAAGGCUAGUGGUGAAAAUGUCGCUCAAAGGUCGAACAGUGAGUCCAAUCAAACGAAGUCGUUCCACUCCGCGCGAGGUGCGCUUGGAAACAACAACACUACAAUUUACGACUCAAUGCACAACAUUCCCAAAUCCGCCAAUUCUGUAGCUUUUCGCACAUCACACCCACCUUAUGAUCAGCAUCUUGGUCCGUUUCUUCCUGCUCUUCCGAAGCCUGGAGAUCCCGGAAAUGCCACCAGGGCAAGAAAAGAACGGGAGUUGCAGCGCAGACGACUGGGUCGCGCCCCAGAUCUAUUUCCUUCCUGAAUGCUGAAUCCGCUGAAAAUCAUCAUCCACAUGUUUAUAUGCACCUAAAACACUUGUUCAGUAUGUAUGGUCUCACUGCACUUUUUCCUUGCACCAACCACGUCAGCCUCAACUCAGUGAGUGUCAAAUACCGCCGAAAACUAGCACAAACUCUUUAAUGUAGGAUAACUCAGCCCUGUCUCAAUCCGUACAUUUUGCGCCACAUGGCUAUUUUGAUUGAGAUGACGAUUUCCACGACUACCAUCGACCCAGGCACCCCUUACAGUGAUUUCUGGAUGAACAGUUCAUUUGCUUCCGUUUCCAACCAGAGAUUCCAUUUACCCUUAUUUUAUUAUGUUACUUCUAUCGCAUAGGGUCACUUCUAAGUAAACUUUAUUUGAUAAUUCCUCAAACAAAGUUAAUUAAACAAGAACGAGUGCCCGUAGUAAGCCGAUCAUCACAAGGUUGGUCUAGUAGACACAUUCCGAAUAUACCCCCGCAAUCCUAACUUAACAGGUUCCUUCCUGAUUCGACUUCCA
This is a messenger RNA of Opisthorchis viverrini, 1971 nucleotides long. RefSeq lists its product as hypothetical. NCBI's taxonomy places the organism in Eukaryota, Metazoa, Platyhelminthes, Trematoda, Opisthorchiida, Opisthorchiidae. The record is from RefSeq and is a predicted model, not a curated record. The transcript is spliced from 4 exons. The coding region runs from base 443 to 1453 and encodes 336 amino acids.